Zerene cesonia (dogface butterfly) is the source of this 1561-nucleotide messenger RNA. It is a transcript of the gene Adgf, whose product is annotated as adenosine deaminase 2-like. Gene Ontology annotation, molecular function: adenosine deaminase activity. Gene Ontology annotation, biological process: adenosine catabolic process; inosine biosynthetic process. The coding region runs from base 49 to 1539 and encodes 496 amino acids. The transcript has a single exon. The record is from RefSeq and is a predicted model, not a curated record. Lineage: Eukaryota; Metazoa; Arthropoda; Insecta; Lepidoptera; Pieridae.
GUGUCCGCUCGGCGUCCAUGCGGACAAUACUCUACCUCGAACAUAACAAUGCGCUUUUUAUUACCAUUCACUUAUUUAUUCACGAUUUGUCUUGCAAUAGAAGACUAUCAAACGAAACGAGCCAAAUUACUCCGCGAUGAAUCAACUCAAUCAAUAGGAGGUAAAAUAACCCUCACAGAUAACGAAACUCUCGUCAAUAACUGCCUGAUGCAACUCAAGUUCCGAGAAGUAGAUUAUGGCUUUGAAAAUCCGCAAUAUUACAAUUUCUCACGACAUUACUUCGCGUAUAAAGAUGAUAUACGGAAAUCGAAAGUCUACAAGAUUAUACGGGACAUGCCAAAAGGAGCUGCAUUGCAUAUUCACGAUAUGGGCAUACUGGAUCCUGAUUACGUUUUGAAUAUAACAUACAGGGACAAUCUAUACGUUUGUUUCGGAAAUGACAGAUUAAAGUUAAAGUUUUCACACGCACCGCCCGAUUCAACGUGCAGGUGGCAGCUUAUGAAAGACGCGAGAUUUUCUUCCGAGAACGUAACAAAAUUUGACGCUGAUCUGCAGAAGCAUUUUUCAAUAUGCGUCGAUGAUCCUGAUAUUGUCUACCCGAGUAUAAAAGAAGUGUGGGGCGCGUUUACUGGGUACUUCGUGACUGUUGCUCCUAUGAUGUCCUAUCGACCGGUUUGGGAGCAAUAUUUUUACGACGUGUUGAAAAAGUUUAGAGAAGACAAUAUAAUGUACGUUGAAGUGCGGAGUGUAUUGCUAAACUUAUACGAAUUGGAUGGAACGGUAUAUGACCCUUUAAUUACCGCAAAAACAUAUCAGAAAGCGUAUAGACGGUUUAUUAAAGAUUAUCCAGAUUUUAUCGGAGCAAAACUAAUAUACGCGCCACCAAGGAACGUAGAUCGCUCUAAGUUGGCCGAAUAUCUAAAUCUGGCGUACAGGAUAAAAGAAAAUAUGUCUGAUUUCUUCGCUGGCUUCGAUCUGGUCGGUCAAGAGGACGUGGGGAGUCCAUUAGUGGAAUUUAUUCCGCAAUUGAGCGCUGCUGCGAAAGAUUUCAACUUCUUCUUCCACGCGGGAGAAACUGAUUGGUACGGCACAUUCACGGACGAAAAUCUAGUGGAUGCUAUCCUUUUAGGUGCUAAAAGAAUAGGUCACGCGUAUGCGCUGCCCAAACAUCCGAUGGUAAUGAAAGCGGUUGUUGAAAAUGAUAUUGGUUUAGAAGUGAAUGUGAUAUCGAACGCUGUUUUAGCAUUAGUCCGUGAUAUAAGGAACCAUCCGUUAAGUACUUUCAUUGCGCAAGGCUUACCAGUAGUGCUAUCCAGUGACGAUCCAGGAAUCUGGCAAGCGGAUCCGUUAUCCGAUGACUUUUACGUUGCUUUCGUUGGUGUUGCCAGCCGUUUGUCAGACUUGAGGUUGUUAAAGCAACUUGCAAUAAAUUCUUUGAAAUACAGCGCUUUAGAACACAAUGCUAAAACGCUUGCUUUAAAUAAAUUCAAUCGCCGGUGGAACGAGUUCAUUGAAAAUUUUAAUUGUUCAAAGUAUUGAAUAAAAAUAAUUCCAUAUGUGA